Molecule: messenger RNA, 658 nt
Organism: Nyctereutes procyonoides (raccoon dog)
Lineage: Eukaryota; Metazoa; Chordata; Mammalia; Carnivora; Canidae
Gene: SMIM13
Product: small integral membrane protein 13
Exons: 2
Coding region: 394-657 (87 amino acids)
Source: RefSeq, a predicted model, not a curated record
GAGGGGACUGGGGUCGCGCGCUGCUGCGGGAGCCGGGAGCCGGGAGCCGGAGCCGGGAGGCGUCAGCCGCGGGUCCUGCGCGCCGAGGGGAGCCCCCCCCUCCCCGCUGCCCACGAGGGCGGACGGCGACCUGGGCGGUGCGGCCGCCGCGCGUGCCCGCGCUCGCCCCCUCUGUCCCGUGCACGGGCGCGCGGCGUCCGCCAUGGAAGCGCAGCCGGCCUCCGCCGGGGUCUCGGGCUCCCCGGGGCGAUGACCGGGUAGGGGCGCCCACGCCGCGCGCGCCCCGCGGGCCCGGGAGCCAAGGAGGGUCCGCCCCGCCCGGCUCCGCCCCGCCCCGCCCCCCGGGGGCGCUCAAGCCCGGCCCGCGCCGCCGCCCGCCGUCCUCCGCCCAAGAUGUGGCACAACGUGGGGCUGACCCUGCUGGUGUUCGUGGCCACGCUGCUGGUCGUGCUGCUGCUGAUGGUGUGCGGUUGGUAUUUCGUAUGGCAUCUGUUUUUAUCGAAAUUCAAGUUUCUGCGGGAACUGGUGGGAGACACAGGAUCUCAGGAGGGAGAUCAUGAGCCAUCAGGCUCUGAGACGGAAGAAGACACUUUGUCAUCUUCACACAGGAUCAGAUCUGCUCGGCACAGAAGGGCGCCUGCUGAUGAAGGCCACUGAC